AUGACCAGAAAUGAUCAUCAAUGCCUAUCAAAGGAAACGACAGCCCUUACACAACAACUAACACUAACACAAUUCAACCCAGCUGCAAAUAAUCAUAUUCAUCCACAGCGAUACACACCACCACGACGCAUCCCAUCCUACGUACCCAGCUUCCGACAGCAUUUUUCCCUAGGAAACGAGAAACUGACGGUCCUACACAUGCCUCCUACGAAUAUUUCACUCAAAGGCAGAAGGACAAAAACGGUGAAAACGAGGAUUUGUCUCAUUUCUGCUGAUAAUACCACGGGAAUGAAGAUGGUACCAGCAUGGUACCUUCAAUAG
This is a messenger RNA of Adineta ricciae, 321 nucleotides long. The record is from the annotation of a GenBank genome assembly. Lineage: Eukaryota; Metazoa; Rotifera; Eurotatoria; Adinetida; Adinetidae.